AUGAGUGGGGGUGCCAAGUCCUUUAUUGAUCGCCUGCGUAUAUAUGUCAGAUCCGGUUCAGGCAGCCCUGGUAAUCCUCUGAUUCACGGAAAAGGAGGCAAUGGUGGCAGUGUCUACCUUCGCAGUGUGGAAGGACAAACUCUCAAUGGUAUACUUGACAAGUGUCCCAAAAAACGAUUUAUUGCCAGCUGCGGUAAACCCUGCAGUGCUCGACGCGGGAUCUGCUUUGGCUCCAAUGCUGCUGACAUUGAAGUUUCAGUCCCCGUUGGAAUUUCCGUCUCUAUUAGUAACCCUGGUGAACCGACUAGACUGAUAGGUGAUCUUGACAAGCCGAAUCAGCGCUUGCUCGUUGCACAAGGUGGCUAUGGUGGUACACCUGUAACAAACUAUCUUGGCACCCCUGGAGAGGCACGGUCUAUAGUCCUAGACCUGAAGUUGUUGGCGGAUGUUGGACUUAUUGGACUUCCAAACGCGGGGAAAUCGAGCCUCCUGCAAGCACUUUCAGGGGCUAAAGCGAAAAUUGCAGCGUACCCUUUUACCACUCUUAGACCCCAGAUAGCCACUAUCAGUUUCCCCGAUCACCGAAAGAUUACCAUGACAGAUCUUCCAGGUUUGGCUGAUAUAGCCGCCAAGUUUGACAUAAAUCAGCAGUCACCCCCACCUUUGCGCCACACAGCCUUCUUGAAACAUGUUGAGCGCACCGCCUGUAUCCUGGUGGUCCUUGAUGCCCUUGGCUUCCAGGCAAACCAACAUGCUCCUCUGCGCACGCCGUUGGCCGCUGCAGUUCUUCUAGUCAGUCAGCUUCAACGCUACGCUUUUGGUCGUCUCCUUGGCAAGCCAAUGCUCUGUGCUAUUAAUAAGGAAGGUCUACGCCACUGGCUUGAUGUUAUUGACAUGAGACGCAAAAAGAAAGACUUCGAUGAGGCAGAGAAGUCCUUAGAAGGCGCCAUUGAAUCGGCUCUCAAGGACCACAUGCCCACCACUUAUGAGAACGUAUAG
Molecule: messenger RNA, 999 nt
Organism: Hydatigera taeniaeformis
Lineage: Eukaryota; Metazoa; Platyhelminthes; Cestoda; Cyclophyllidea; Taeniidae
Source: the annotation of a GenBank genome assembly